Molecule: messenger RNA, 2358 nt
Organism: Etheostoma cragini (Arkansas darter)
Lineage: Eukaryota; Metazoa; Chordata; Actinopteri; Perciformes; Percidae
Gene: rundc3b
Product: RUN domain containing 3b
Exons: 12
Coding region: 148-1497 (449 amino acids)
Source: RefSeq, a predicted model, not a curated record
CUCAGUGGACUCGACGCAGGUUGCCUUGCCCCUCCUUCAGCUGAGCGUGGUGUUGCUCCGGUGUGACGGAGACAGAGCUCUGGUGCAGAGGGAGCGGAGAGGGGACUACGCACCACCUCCGCCCGCAGCCUCAGACACGGGCCGGGGAUGGCUUCGCUCGGCGUGGGGCUUCAUCUCGUCCGCAAGAGGGGAGCAGGCAGGAGCGCCGCGGUGGAGAGGAGGAAUCUUCUCACGGUGUGCAGGUUUUCUGUAAAGACUCUACUGGACCGCUCCUGUUUUGAGACAAUAGAUGACACAGCUCCAGACUUUGUUAACUUUGUUUCCAUCCUGGAGCACAUUCUCAGUCAUCGACUCAAAGGACAGACCACUUGGUUUGGCUAUGAGAGUCCUCGGAGUUUCUGGGAUUACAUAAAAGCCGCCUGCAUUAAAGUCCCUCAUAAUUGCAUCCGAAGCAUCGAGAGCAUGGAGAAUGUGCGAGCAUCCAGAGCUAAAGGAAGGGCAUGGAUCAGAGUGGUCCUGAUGGAGAAAAGAUUAUCAGAAUACAUCUCAUCUGCACUGAGGGACUUCAAAACCACCAGGAGGUUUUAUGAAGAUGGGGCGAUCUUGCUGGGAGAGGAGGCGGGGCUGUUGGCAGACACACUCAUUGGACUCAACACCAUUGACUUCAGCUUCUGUCUGAAAGGAGAGGGUCUGGACGGCAGCUGCCACGCCGUGAUCGACUACACACCUUACCUCAAGUUCAUUCAGAAUGCAGACAGCAUCAGCAGCGACGAGGAGGAGAUGAGGACUAUGGGGAGCAGCGGCAGUGAGAGCAGCAGCCCAGACAAAAUGGCCACCGCCGCCUCCAUCUUCACCGAGCAGAGCAACUUGGUCAGCAAGUGCAAACGCUUUGAGCAGAAGUACCGAAUGGCGCUGGAGCAGAAGGGUUACCUGGAAGAGCUGGUCCGUCUACGAGAAGCCCAGCUGUCAGAGGCUGUGUCUCAUAACAAAGCUCUUCAGCAGAGCCUAGCAGACACACACCUCUCCCACACACUGGAGAAAGAACAGCUUGAGUACAUCAUACUGGAACUACAGGACCAACUAACGGUGCUGAAGAACAAUGAUUUGCGGUCCAGACAAGAGUUGACAGCCCAUUUGACCAAUCAGUGGCCGUCUCCCGUCGCCUUGGACGCCAAUGCCGUUGCCUUGGACACGCUGCUGUACAGGAAGAGCAUGGGACAGUGGGAGGAGAAGAGUUUUCAGAGUCUGGAGCAGCUGUCUGCAGACAUGAGUCUCUCCCAGACGUCUCUUGGACCAUCGCACACGCUGAGUGUGGAAGCCAGGCCGACCAGCACACAGUGGCCCCACCAAGGUAAAGAGGAGACUCUGUCUCUAAGAGGUCUGUGUGGCUCCCUGACCUCAGUCGCCAGCUACAAGUCUUUGGCCAGCCUGAAGUCCAGCGAGUGCUUGGCCAGUCCUGCAACAGAGAUCAGCAGCCCAGGCUUCACUCCUUCAUAGGGAACGGAGAGCAAAAAAAAAAAAAAAAGCAGAUCUCCACCAGGGCCAGACAGUCAAGGAACUUUCUUAAUGUAAGUUAUGUUGAUUUGUAGACUUGUAUGUUCUGGAUAUUGAACCAAGAGCUUUAACAGAUAGAAGUCAGGCUUGCAAGUUGAGGAUCCGGUGUAGCAUGUUCUUAAAACUCAAGAGCGGCUCAAUCAGACCAAAUAAUGUCUUGUUAACGAACCAUUCAGCUGAAACUGCUGUUACUUCCUAAGUAUGUUAUACAUGCUUUUGUUUUGUUGGCAUUUAUAUCUGUGAAGCAUCUGUUUUUUCUUUUAUAGGAAAUUAAUUAAAAUGAUAGACAUCUGAUGUAAGAAUUAAAAAGUUUGAGAUGACAACAUGCUGAAAAUACAGAUCAGAGCAAACAAAAUCCUGAAAGCCUCAAUUGCUGUUUUGUCUCAUCAUUAUGAAUCAUUUCCUGUAGUUGACAGGGUCUCUCAUUAUCUUGUGCUGUUUCUGCUGCCACCGAAUGUAUUUUUGUUGUUUUAUGAUAAAUGCACCUCCACUUUUAUCAGGUUUAACUUAUCAGCAAACCUUUGCAUAAUGCCGUCUUAUAUUCUAUUAUGUUCUUGCACUUUUGUUUGUAUUUUAAUUUUAUUUGAUGAAGUAUUAUGUUGUAAAUGUCGUGUAUAAUACAGUGUCAGUUGGUUUUGUUAUCAGGUAAGGGUCCAUGUGAUUAAUAUUCCCCCUUCACUUCUGGAUUUACUUUAAACUUAACUCAGAUAUAGACUCCUGUUAUUAUUCCCUUUAAUGAUUCAAAUGCAGUACUUUAAUGACUAGUUUUACCACAAAAUAGACAAAAUUCCUUAUAAAAUAAAA